Messenger RNA from Neocloeon triangulifer, 2967 nucleotides. RefSeq lists its product as uncharacterized. NCBI's taxonomy places the organism in Eukaryota, Metazoa, Arthropoda, Insecta, Ephemeroptera, Baetidae. Bases 140 to 547 code for a protein of 135 amino acids. The transcript has 4 exons. The record is from RefSeq and is a predicted model, not a curated record.
GGCAGAGCAGUCCAAGGUGGCACGGGCAGUCGCUUCGCGGGUCUCGCCCAAUCACCACCUCACCCUGCGGCCGACCCACAAAGCAACAGAGCUGAUUUUUCCACUUCACCUUAAUAUCAAAGUUUUCGCCGGCGAUACAAUGCUUCAUUGGAAAGUCUGUCGCCGCUCGUGGAGCCAAGUGCUGCUUUUCGUUCUGCUUUCUUUAAAUGGAUUUCUGUGCCAAAACCAGCAGCAGCAGUACCCGGCGCAGCAGGGCUCUUCAGGGGCCACCCAAGGAGCACCACCUGCCUUGCCGGGAGUGCAGCAGCAGCCCCCUGGGGGUGGGCAGGUCGUCAGACGGAGCAGAGGCGGCUUUCGGGAGUGGCGCCGAGGCGAUCCCUCGCUUGUGCACAACCUUUGGAAGAGCAGAACGCCCCUAGGUAAUGCUGAGGUGUACAUCGUGCUGGCCCUUUUGAUCGGCUUUGUGACCGUGGUGAUAGGGUGUUGGCUGAGCGACAACUGCUGGUCACCGGAGCCGGAGCACCGUCGGUUCGUGCCGCGGGCGUAGCGGCGGCGUCUGGCCAGGCGGCUUUUCCUGCCUGGCCCGCCGGGGCCUCCCAUAAUCCCGCCACCGCCACUCGGGAUGCCGCCGCGGCACCCGUCCUCGGAGACGGACGAACUCACCCCCAACACACCACCUGACUGCGUUUUGCUGCACGUGUGAGGGACACAGACAGACUGAAAGCUUUAAAUUGUGAAAAACACUUUUACCAACUAAAUCAAGCCAAGUAACUAUAUUAAAAAUGCUAAACACUCUCCUUUUGAAAAACUACUAAAAACCGCUAUGGUUGUGAUUAAAAAGCUCAAUUACUAAUGUAGCAGCGAACCAAUCAAAAAGUUGAUUGCUCUCACUUAAGUAAAUGGAGUGGCCGUCGAGAGAGAUAUUCAAUUGAUCGCUGAGGGCUAAGUUUUGUGUGUAUGCAAGAAGUACGUUGAGAUUUUUGUGACUGGAAUUAUUGGUAGUGUAAAAAAAAAUGUGAAAAAAUCAAAUCAACCAUUGAUGACCAACUCCAGUUGAUUUUUUAAUUUUAUUUCUGAAAGUUGACAAAAUUAUAUGACCGAUGUCAAAAUUGUGAUCAAAAAUGUUCAAACCCAAAGAUUUUAACAAAGGUUCACGUUUUCCAGCCAAGGAGUAGCAUUUGUCCUCUUUUUUGUCCUCAUAAAGCAAUAAUUACACUAUUACUGUACAUUUGUUUUGACCCUGAUCUCAUGUUAAAACGAAUUUAGAAAAAAAAACAAACACAGUUCUACGCUUAAAAUUCCGAACUUCUUAUCACAAUUUUGACGUUGGUCAUCAUCAUUGUCUUAUACUAAUUAGAAAAAAAAUCUGGAAAUAAUAAAUGCCGUUUUUGUCGAUUAAUUUAAAAUUGCUUUAACCAAAUUUAGUUUGCAAUGUUCAAGCAACUUCUUUUUUUUUCAAUUUUACAUCCUUCUUGCCAUUAGUUCAAAAUGUGUUCAAAAUUUUUGUUAAUUAACAUCUGCAUUGAAGACGAAUGCAACCCGCUUGACACUACUGACGUACAAGUAGCAUAACUUUAAAUAUUUUCAGAUGGAAUAUAUCCGCGUGUUCAAUUUAAAAACCCAGAAUUGUUUUCUUUCCAAAGUCUUUAGAUUAAUACUAUUAAACGACCAGUCAUUUUACCUCUGUUUAUUUCUCAACUUUUAUUUUCCAUCAAAUAUUUUGAAUUUUAAUGCUUGACGUGUAUAUAUUUAUAACAACGAAUUUAACGGCUGUCUCGUUCUUUGCUGUUUGUGUAAUAGCGAGAUUUGGACAAAGUUUCCCAUCCAUGUUGAUGUGCACUCCGCAAAGUGCACUCCCUUGUCUUGCAAUAAUUAAUUGUGCAAAAUGGAGUGUCUAAUGUAAUGCGGUGUGCCUGUUAUCGCAGAGAAGCGCAAAGCAAGGCAGCGAAAAGACGAAGAAGCGGAUCCGCCGCAAAAUUUGCAUUAAAGUGGUUUGUGGCGCACAAUGAUAGUGGUGUACAUAAAUACAGUUUACUGCUCUUAAUCUCACUAAACAGUGUUCUACGUAGGGUAAUAACUCUUUGAUGGGUUUGCUCUGUUGCUUGAAUAAUAGCAAAUUAAAAUUGCAUUUAAUUGUCAGGCAGCCGUUGUGACAGUUUGACUGACCUUCUUUAAUUUGUGACCAAUUUUCGGUCACACUUAAAACAUAAUAUUAUGUAAAUUUUUUCAUUUUUUACUUUUAAUUUUUUUUUAUGAAUUAAUUAUUUGUAUUCAUACCAUUGUUAUCGUUUGCAACUCUUAUAAAUUGAAAAAAUUGACAUCACCAUAAAAAUAUCACCAAUUUUAUGAUUACAAACAUAUUAGAAUAUAGGACAUUUAAAAAGAAAUUGUAAUAAAAUACAGGAACAAAUACAGUUCCAUUUUCAAUUUCAUUAGGCAAUUAAAAUAUAAAAAGUAAUAUUCAUGCUUUUGAUGUGAAUUUUAGUGCUCACCGCUCAGCAGCUUUUAUACAGUUGUUUAGGGUUAAGCAUGCAAUUUUCGCAAUUUUCCACUAUCUCAUUUUAUGAUUCGUAACAAGAUAAUAAUAAUAUGGUACCAACAAAAAUUUGUAAUAAAUAAUAAUAUUCAAAAUUUAUAAAGACAUUAAAACAACUUAUAAAUUAUACAAUAGAGAUUCAUAUAAACAAUCACAAUCAAUAAAAAAAAGAUUUGAAUAUUAAUGUCUCUCUGCUCUCUGCAGAUUAAUUAUUCAAAGAUUUGACAUGCAGAGAGUUAAUUAUAAUUUUUCACUAAAUUAUAAAAUCAGGCACUUACUUCAAUUUCUCUUCACAGUCAUCUAAUCAUAAAAAUGUAAAAAAAUACAGUGUCAAUUUUGCUAUGAUUAAAAAUGUUUACCACUUAUACAGCUAGUAUGUCAUUUGUGUGCUGGGAAAUAUUUUAAGCAAAAAAGAGCAAAAAUAAAAGAAA